Messenger RNA from Diabrotica balteata, 2033 nucleotides. Lineage: Eukaryota; Metazoa; Arthropoda; Insecta; Coleoptera; Chrysomelidae. The record is from the annotation of a GenBank genome assembly.
UUACCAUUUCACCGAUAAAUAACCGAUUAUCACGCACAAGUUCCGACACUGAUAAGGUGUAUUUAAGUGAAUGGUCUUCGAAUAUUCUACCAGUUUAGUAGUGCCGAGUGUCGACGUGACUGACUAAAAUGGCGGGAACAGCAACAGAUUUGCAAACUUUAAAGGAUUUGGCUACACGCAUUAGGAUACACAGCGUGGAAUCCACUACACUUGCAGGUUCCGGCCAUCCCACUACAUCCUCCUCAAUUGCCGAUAUUCUAUCAGUCCUCUUCUUUAGAACCAUGCGCUACAAAGUGUCAGCUCCCAGAGACCCUUCCAGCGACCGUUUCGUUCUUUCCAAAGGCCACGCUGCUCCAGCCUUGUAUGGAGCAUGGGUUGAGAACGGUGCUGUACCCGCUUCUGAUUUAAAGAAGCUGAGACAGUUGGGAUGUGACCUUGAAGGACAUCCUACACCUCGUUUGAACUUUAUCGAUGUCGGUACUGGAUCCCUAGGACAAGGUCUCGCUGUAGCUGCUGGUAUGGCUUAUCUGGGUAAAUACAUCGAGGAAGCCAGCUACAGGGUUUACUGUCUAAUUGGUGAUGGAGAAAGUGCAGAGGGAUCUAUCUGGGAGUCAGUCAACUUCGCUAGCCACUACGGUCUCGACAACUUGGUACUUAUUUUAGAUGCUAACAGACUGGGACAAACUCAACCCACCAUGGUCGGUCACCAAAUCGACAUAUACAAAAGAAGACUCGAAGCAUUCGAUUUCAACACCAUUCCAGUCGACGGACACGAUAUAGGUGCCUUGGUGCAAGCCUUCGACGCUGCAGCUUCCGUUAAAGGAAGACCAACAGCUAUUAUUGCUAAAACUUACAAGGGAAGAGAUUUUCCAGACAUCGAAGACAAAGAGAACUGGCACGGUAAACCCCUUGGAGGAGAAACCGAAAAAAUUCUCAAACAUCUCAAAGGUCUUAUCAGAAAUCAAGGCAAACUUAAAUUCAACAUUCCACCACCCCUCUCAGAAGUCGCACCAGUAACCAUUUCAAACGUGAGACUCUCCUCCCCACCAAACUACAAACAAGGACAAGUGAUGGCCACUAGAGCAGCCUACGGUAACGCUUUGGUUAAGUUAGCAGAAAGCAAUCCAAGGGUAGUAGCUCUCGAUGGUGAUAUGAGCAACUCAACUUUCUCCGAAGCCAUGAAGAAAUACGGGCCAAAGAAUUUCAUUGAGUGCUUUAUUGCCGAACAAAAUCUUGUUGGUGUAGCUAUGGGAAUUAGCUGCAGAGACCGUACCAUUGCUUUUGUAUCCACCUUCGCUGCUUUCUUCACAAGAGCUUUCGACCAAAUCCGUAUGGCCGCCAUUUCUCAAUCCAACAUCAACAUCUGCGGUUCUCACUGUGGUGUUUCUAUUGGUGAGGAUGGCCCCAGUCAGAUGGCUCUUGAAGAUCUUGCUAUGUUUAGAUCUAUUCCUGGAAGCACUGUAUUCUACCCAUCCGAUGUUGUAGCAGUAGAAAGAGCAGUAGAAUUAGCUGCCAACACCAAAGGAAUUACUUUCAUUCGUACAGCCAGAGCUCCAACUGCUGUUGUUUACCCCAAUGACCAGGUCUUCGAAGUUGGAAAAGCCCUUGUACCAAUAUCCACCAACAAAGACCAAGCACUGAUCAUAGCAGCAGGAAUUACUCUACACGAAUCUCUGAUCGCAGCAAAGGAUUUGGCCAAAGCUGGAAUUCACGUAAGAGUUUUGGAUCCGUUUACCAUCAAACCCAUCGACAAACAAGGAAUCAUCAACAACGCCCACCAAGCUGGUAACAGAAUUUUGGUGGUUGAGGACCAUUACCCAGAAGGUGGUAUUGGAGAGGCAGUUUUAUCUGCUUUAGCUGAAGAGAGAAAUAUUAUUGUUAAACACGUAGCCAUUCCAAGAGUUCCUAGAUCCGGUAGACCCGCAGAUUUGUUGAACUACUAUAAGAUUGAUGCUAAGAAUAUUGUAAACCAUGUUGAUGAAUUACUCAAAAAGUAGAUUGUAAGUUAUUAAAUACACAUUUUUCUAACUAAA